GACGGUUCCCCAAGACUGCAUGUUCUCCUCACAGCUGCUGAGUCGGCAAAACUGAACUCACACACCCACCCAUCUCAUUUACAGUAAAUCCGGUGGGUUGCAGAAAUGGGACCUGAAACUGCCUGAGGGCAGCAGGGUUGGGGGACAGUGAGGGCACGGGAAGGGGUCAUGGGAGGGGACUGCCGUGCCACGGGAGGGGACCGUCAGGGGAAGCCCUUCCCGCCUCUGGGGAAGGGAACUUCCGCUUCGACCCAGGGCAGCAGACCCACGGCUCCUGGUCCCACCGCUGCUCAGCCCAGCGGCAUCACAGGACACCAGCUUCCGAGGAGGCAUCUGACUUGGUAUGAUGAUGAAGAUCCUGUGGGGCAGCAUCCCAGUACUGAUGUCGCUCCUACUCCUGGGCCUGCCUGAUGUCUCCUGGGCCCAGGGCAGCUGCACUGGGCACCCAGCCAUCCCUGGCAUCCCGGGUAUCCCUGGGGUGCCUGGCUCUGACGGCCAACCUGGGACCCCAGGGAUAAAAGGACAGAAAGGGCUUCCAGGGCUGGCUGGAAACCAUGGUGAGUUUGGAGAGAAGGGAGACCCAGGGAUUCCUGGGAAUCCAGGAAAAGUCGGCCCCAAGGGCCCCAUCGGCCCUAAAGGUGGCCCUGGGGCCCCUGGAGCCCCGGGCCCCAAAGGUGAAUCGGGAGACUACAAGGCCACCGAGAAAAUUGCCUUCUCUGCCACAAGAACCAUCAACACCCCGCUGCGCCGGGACCAGACCGUCCGCUUCGACCACGUGAUCACCAACGUGAACAACAACUAUGAGCCCCGCAGCGGCAAGUUCACCUGCAAGGUGUCCGGCCUCUACUACUUCACUUACCACGCCAGCUCUCGAGGAAACCUGUGCUUGAACCUCAUGCGUGGCCGGGAGCGUGCACAGAAGGUGGUCACCUUCUGCGACUACACCUACAACACCUACCAGGUCACCACCGGUGGCCUGGUCCUCAAGCUGGAGCGGGGGGAGAAUGUCUUCCUGCAGGCCACCGACAAGAACUCGCUAGUGGGCUUAGAGGGUGCCAACAGCAUCUUCUCCGGGUUCCUGCUCUUUCCAGAUGUGGAGGCCUGACCUGUGGAGCUGCUUCACACCCCCACGCCCCCCUCCACUCGCCCCACCAGCAACUCGCACCCUAUCCCCAGCCCCACCCCUUGCCCAGCCAAUGCACACAGUAAGGCUUGGUAAAUGUUGCUGAGUGAAUAAAUCAACUCUUCAAGGCCAAGAGACAGUGGUCUAAUUGAACUCUGUGUCCCAGCACCUGGCACACCGUAAGUGCCAGGCUCAGAGUGUUGGUUACAUGAAUGAAUGAACCAUGAAUGAAUGAA
Saimiri boliviensis boliviensis (Bolivian squirrel monkey) is the source of this 1359-nucleotide messenger RNA. It is a transcript of the gene C1QB, whose product is annotated as complement C1q B chain. Gene Ontology annotation, molecular function: protein binding. Lineage: Eukaryota; Metazoa; Chordata; Mammalia; Primates; Cebidae. The record is from RefSeq and is a predicted model, not a curated record.